This is a messenger RNA of Vanessa atalanta (red admiral), 4657 nucleotides long. RefSeq names its product WD repeat-containing protein 44. Gene Ontology annotation, molecular function: protein binding. The transcript has 19 exons. NCBI's taxonomy places the organism in Eukaryota, Metazoa, Arthropoda, Insecta, Lepidoptera, Nymphalidae. The record is from RefSeq and is a predicted model, not a curated record. The coding region runs from base 171 to 3347 and encodes 1058 amino acids.
AGCUGACCGUUUGACAUUUGACAGUGACAGUAAAGUGUCAAAUUGUUGAAGAUGGUUGAACGAAUUAAAAUCAACUUUCUUCGUUAAUAACUACCAAAAUAAACAAUGAUCUAGAAUAUUUUAUACCAUUAUCGUAAAGACUAUUUGUUCAUAUAUUCAUCUUCUAUAAAAUGGGUGAUAGUAGCGAUUCAGAGGAGUUUUUUGACGCUGAAGAGUUCACACCCGUCAAGGGAUCAAAGAGAUCAUCAAUAUGCAAGAAUAUAAAUGUAACAGACAGUUCCAAUGGAGAAAAGGAAAGAAAACAGACCAAAACUAAUGAUUUACAAGCUGUUGGUGUUACCAGCACUCCAGUAUCAGAGAACACAGUGUUGCAAGAUGACAGAAAUACUGUGAAAAAUGUUGUGCAAGGUCGUAAACGAUUUCAAGAGCUACGUCGGUGUAUGCAGACAGAGGAAGAAGAUGAGCCUGACCCUGGUGCCCCUGUAUCAGCUCCGAUGGAACACCCAUUCAAAAUUAUAUCUCAUGAUACGAUGAGCUUGCAAAGUAUGACGUCACUCGGCAGAAUUGGAAGAAUUUUGAGUGGAGUGGCAGAUUCACAUCAAAAUAUUCGUGAAUCGACCUUUGCGCCAUCAGCUUCAUCAAGAGAACCUUCAACUAUAUCAGAUGAUCCUUUGAAUGUGGACAGAAACCAAACAAUUGCGCUAGCGAUGGCGGAGCCGGACGUGAUCGCGAGCACGAAGGCGAACAGCCUGAAGCAGAGCCGCGCCGGCGCCGUCGUGGCCGUCAGCGGCGCCGAGCCGCGCCCCGUCGCGCCGCCGCGCCGCAAGAAGAGAAACAAGCUGCACGGGUCGCAGUCGCUAUCGACGACGGAGGGAGACAACUUAAGCGUAUCGGACUCACACAGGCCACUCGACGAUUUAUUGGUGGAGCCUCUCUCUAAUACAGUGAAUCAAACGAUGUCACUGCCAAGUCCAGCUAGCACAAUAGAGUCAUUGACCAGGGAGUUCCAAGACUCGUUGGAGUUAUCACAAUCCAAAUACGCAGCGGAUAUGUCCUCACUCAGCGUACACGAGUCCCGUUCAAGCGAGCGCGCCAGCACCUCUUCCAGAAGCAGCACCGCCACCUCCUUGAGGCCUCUACCUCAUCACUCCACAUUAGACAUUAAAGAAGCCGUUAAAGGAGACUACGUGGUGCGACCACAGGACGAGGAACGGGCGCGCGGCGGGGUGGGGGACGGAGGGGAGGGAGAGGGCGCUGCUACCGGCGGCGGGGCUGGCAGUGGAGGGUCGGCCCGCACGCACAGCGAGGGACGACCGCCCACCACCGGCACCUCCAGUCUAGGCUCCGCGACCAGGCGCGGGUCGGGCGCGCGCGCGCGGCGGCGCUCGGCCGGCGACCCCCCGCAGGGCGCGGCGCUGGGCCCGCAGCUGUCCGACAUCGAGAUACUGGAGCAGGUCACCGUGCUCAACCUGGACACCGGCGAACGCAUGCCUCUCAGCGUGGCUGAACACAAAUUACCGCAAUGCAUCAACCCGCUAAGUUUACACAUAAUGCGCCUCACAUCCGAGUACAUUGGACGCACGAACGACGACGAACACACGAGUCCGAAGAGCAAACCAAAGAAUAUAUGGAGGAAGAGAGCCUCGAUCAGUAUAUCAAGCACUUCCUUCAGCCUUUUGAAGCGAUCUCCGUCCACGCCCAUACAACCUGCAAUAUCAAUCCUCAGUAUAGACACUAGAGAAACUGAUGAAGAGAGCGAAAGCGUCUGCGCUGGCGGCGCUGAGGAUGAAAUGAAGGAGAUAAAGAAGGAAGGAACAGACAGACAGACGACCGCCAUCAAGAGGAAGACUGAGAAAUUAAAGCGGUUCUUCGGAAGUACGGUUAAGAAGACCGUGGACGCGGCCAAGUCGCUGGCGCAGGAGGUGUCGCACGCGCGCCACAAGGAGGACGUGGCCGACAUCGCCGACGACGUGCGCGGCGAACACAACAUCAAGCUCAAGGCCUCCAACUCGCACAAGGGCCCGUACGACUUCGACGGAUGCGUUCGUUACGUUCAGGAGAUGGGCGCGGGCGAGGCGGGCGAGGCGGGCGCGGAGGCGGGCGGGCACGCGGGCGCCGUGUGGUGCUGCAAGUUCAGCGUGUGCGGCCGCCUGCUGGCCACGGCCGGCCAGGACCGCCUGCUGCGCAUCUGGGUCACGCGCGACGCGCACCGCAUGUUCCAGGACAUGCGCACGAAAUACAACGCGAAACAGAAGGCCUCCCCUACCCCCUCCCAGGAGUCGCUCGCUUCGCUGGCCGCCCCUCCCCCCUCGCCGGAAGACCAGCCGCCCAUCGGCCCCUCCGCGCCCUUCUGUCCGAAACCCUUCUGUAUCUACUCCGGUCACACUUCCGAUCUUCUGGACGUUUCCUGGUCGAAGAACAACUUCAUCUUGUCGAGUUCUAUGGAUAAGACUGUGAGAUUGUGGCAUAUUUCGAGAGGGGAGUGUCUGUGCUGUUUCCAGCACAUAGAUUUUGUGACCGCGAUAGUGUUCCACCCCCGAGACGACAGGUACUUUUUAUCGGGAAGUCUAGACGGGAAGCUGAGGCUCUGGGAUAUCCCUGAUAAGAAGGUUGCUGUAUGGAACGAAGUCGACGGCAAAACGAAACUAAUAACAGCCGCGAACUUCUGCCAGAACGGAAAAUUCGCAGUCGUCGGCACAUACGACGGACGGUGCAUUUUCUACACAACGGACCAACUCAAAUACCACACACAGAUCGACGUACGAUCCACGAGAGGGAAGAACUCAACCGGCAGGAAGAUCAGCGGGAUCGAACCGAUGCCCAAUGACGAUAAAAUCUUAGUCACCUCCAACGACAGUCGCAUCCGACUCUACGACUUGAGGGACCUGAAUUUAUCUUGCAAAUACAAAGGGUACGUGAACGUGUCCAGUCAAAUAAAGGCGUCCUUCUCACACGACGGUAAAUACAUAGUGAGUGGUUCCGAGAACCAGUGUAUAUAUAUUUGGAAGACGUGUCACGAUUACUCGAAGUUCACGUCAGUCAGGAGGGAUAGGAACGAUUUCUGGGAGGGUAUAAAGGCCCAUAAUGCGGUGGUCACGUGUGCCGUCUUCGCGCCGAACCCGGACCAUAUGAUCAGGAUGAUAAAUGAGAGGGAGGAGAAGAUGAAUGCUAACGCCCACAAAACGAUGGACGAGAAGGAUGAAGUGAAGGCAGCCGAAGGCGGCAUGGUGUCUUCCUCUCAGACGGGUCACGUGCUCGUGAGCGCGGACUUCAACGGCUGCAUCAAAGUGUUCGUGCACAAAGCCAAGCCCAAACACAGCUCGCUGCCCGCCUCCGCUCUCGCUUAAUGCUACAGCCAUACGUGACACGAUACAAGACGACAGCGUUCUGUGGAACCACUCUGCGAACCUGGGCACUCACUUACGGCUGAAGCGUUUGAUGUAGUCAUGACGUCACUGGUGGACUGGAGCCUCGGACGUGCUCAAGAACUUGAGUCCAAUUCUAUUUAAAAAAAAAUCUUUCUUCCACUCCAUGUCGUUAUGUCGUUAUAAUCUCGCGUCGACGUAUUCGUUAUACAGGCUUCCUGCUUGCCAAAACAAUCUUCAUUAAUGUCAAAACUCACUUGACACAUUAAAUACUUACACUUCUAAGUGAGUACCCGGUUUAAGAACUAAUUUGAAAUUCGACGUCGAACUCCAUUGUGUAUUGUCAAAAGUUGAUACGUAAAAUUGACUGUAAUCAUAUUUAACGUAUACGUAUCAAAAUUAUGUCAAACGAUAAGCUUAUAAGUAUUUUACGAUCGGUUUGAACGUUCGGAGUCAAAUUAAUUUCUUAAAGAAUAUCUUCGUUUAUUGAAUAGUCUGUUACACCACGACUUGGUAUUAUGCUUAAGUUAGAUUUUUCUAACAUAUUUAAAGAUUAAAUUUACUUGACAGUCUCUAGUAAACAAUUAACAAAUUCCAAAUAAAAUCCUUUACAUUGUAAAAAGCACAUAAGCUAUAAGUUCUAACUGCGCAGUUAAUUUAAAAUCGCUAUUGGUUUUCGCGGUUUGUGUUUUUUAUUGAAGAAUAUUAUGUUUAUCUUUUCUGUGGUUAGUUAAUGUUAGCACUUUUUGUGGAAAAAAAAAACAUCAAAUCAAAACCCCUUUUAAAGGAAAUAAAAACGCAUAUCAUUCAGUAUAUAAAUUAAAACACUCAACAGGAUUAUUAAAUGUUAUGUCUAUCGAAUGCCAAGAAGUGGUGACAGAUCAAUAAUUUCAUUUAUUUGAAAUCGUACAAAAUAUUUUACAAGAGUAACUUUAAAGUAUUUUAUACUAAGAUAAAAAUGUGCAAUAGAAUCUUAGAUCCCUCUUACAAUAUCUCGGAUUAAGUGUUAUGUCGAAAUAAAUGUUAAUAUAUUAAGUAAUAAAAUGACACUAAAAAUACGCGGGAAAAAAUGGACAGAUUAAAAAUAUUUUCGUGAAUAAUUAUGAAAAAUGUUUGUCUUUUUUUAUAAUUGUAUAGAAUUAUUAAUUAAUUGCUAAGCUUCGUACACAUGUGAUAUAUGUGCGCAAACUUUAAAUUUAACUAUAAACUAUUUAUGUCAUUUAAAUAUUGUACUUGAAAUGAUUAUUUAUAGAUAUUUAUAACUAUCAAAAUGAGGUGCAAUUAAUUGUUAU